UUUGCUUUAAGAGUGUCACGUAAAGCUACAUUUGUUGGAGGAUCUUUCCACAUAAAAUACGUAGAGGAUGUCAAACUUAGGACAAUUUGACUCUGAUUUUUAUCAAUCUAAUUAUACCAUUGAUAAUCAAGAGCAGAAUUAUAAUGAUUCUAAUGCCAAUGGAAAUCUCUCUGGAUCUAGAACAGGACAAGUGGAUGAGCCGCCUCAGCCUGCCUCCUGUGUCCCCUCAGAGAUGCUCAUGUUACCAGCUUAUGCUGGACAAUUUUUCCAGCCAGCUCCCAACCUGGAUUAUUAUUCACAAUCUUCUCACAUUGACAGUUUUGAUGAAGAGCCUCCUUUGCUAGAAGAACUUGGAAUCAAUUUUGAUCACAUAUGGCAAAAAACCUUGACGGUGUUAAACCCAUUGAGGCCAGCAGAUGGCAGCAUUAUGAACGAGACGGACCUGGCCGGACCCAGCCUUUUCUGCAUCGCCCUGGGAGCCACCCUACUUCUGGCAGGAAAAGUUCAGUUCGGCUACGUGUAUGGCAUGAGUGCCCUUGGCUGCCUUGGGGUUUACGCCUUACUGAACUUGAUGAGCUCUUCAGGGAUGUCCUGUGGCUGCGUGGCCAGUGUGCUGGGUUACGGCCUGCUGCCCAUGGUCAUCCUGUCCAGCUGUGCCAUCUUUUUCUCUUUGCAUUUUGGCCGGGGCUGUGUUUGAACCCGCCACCUCUGGCAUAUGGAGCCGGUGCCCUACUCCUUUGAGCCACAGGCGCCACCUAGAAAUGCUGUUUUGUUUUAACAUUAGAAUAACUUAGAGCAUACUUUAUCAGCAAGUACUCAGCAUUUUAAAGAGAGGGAUAUACAACGAGAAAUAUAUCCUUUGAAUGUAUAAAUACAAUAUGAGUUAUAGGUAUACUUAUUGAGUUUUAUUCAUGAAAAAAAUCCCACAUUUUAUAUACUAUCUCUUUAGUAAGCUGUUCUAUUUGCUGUGCUGUUUAGUAUUGAAAUUUGGAUGUUAGUUAAGAGUUCAGUUCUGCAACUUCUACUUUGCCAGAUGCUUUUGAAAAGAAUACUGUCAUGGUCUAUGGCCUAAAAAUGCUAAAUCUUAAUCAUUGUUUCCAGCAAAGUUAAGAUUUGGGGUAUCUUAAAUGACUUUGUAAUAUACGAGUAAGAAAAAAAAAUAGAACUUUUGGAUUUGGUGACUCAUUAGAAAUCUGGACAUUUUCAUUCUGAAAUUAUAAAGGAUGAUCUAGAGAUAUUUUAAUUUGUAUUAAAGGGGGAGCAAACCAUCUGACCUGUAAUACUAUUAAGUUGAAAUUGCCCUUUCCAGCAUAUUACUGUAUUAUUCAGAUUAAUCAUAUAUAAUUUUAUAUUUUUGUCCACAAAACAUAUACAUUUAAAUCACUUGCAACUGUUCCUAAUAGG
Molecule: messenger RNA, 1404 nt
Organism: Nycticebus coucang (slow loris)
Lineage: Eukaryota; Metazoa; Chordata; Mammalia; Primates; Lorisidae
Gene: YIPF7
Product: Yip1 domain family member 7
Exons: 6
Coding region: 68-697 (209 amino acids)
Biological process (GO): endoplasmic reticulum to Golgi vesicle-mediated transport; vesicle fusion with Golgi apparatus
Cellular component (GO): trans-Golgi network
Source: RefSeq, a predicted model, not a curated record